AUGACAACACCAGACACACAGGUCCUUGACCCUGGGGUUGCGGGGCCAGAAGGAUUGCCAGAUAAGAAUCAUAUUUCGACCGAAACAAAUCCAACCGAUGAUCGCGAUGAACAGCAGGCAAGGGAGGCUGCAAAGCUGAGGCCUGAGCGAGAAGCCAAGUUUAGCGAUUAUUACCGCAUCUUCUCUUACGCAAAAACAUGGGAUUAUCCGCUCAUGGCCCUGGCGGGCUUUGCCUCUAUAGCGGCAGGUGUCACGAUGCCUCUGAUGAAUGUGGUAUUCGGCGCCCUCACCACCGACUUUGUAUCGUAUUUCAGUACGACUGGUUCUGCAGUCUCCCAAGCCGCAUUCGAGUCUGCGCUUAAUCGAAAUGCGCUCUAUAUCUUUGCUCUCUUCAUUGCCAAAUUCGGCCUGACCUACAUGACCAAGUUUUCUUUCCGUAUCAUAGGUAUCCGCAUGUCAGCUGCCAUUAGAUUACACUAUCUCCAGAGUCUCUUUGGACAAACGAUUCAUGUCCUCGAUUCCAUGCCGCCCGGAGCCGCCGCAGGCACCAUUACGACAACCGCGAAUACAUUGCAGCUUGGAAUCUCCGAGAAACUGGCUACUUUCCUCGAGUUCUUGGCCACUAUUGUGGCAGCCAUCAUCGUGGCGUUUAUCAAGAGCUGGUCCUUGACUCUCGUGACUGGCUCCGUCAUUAUCUUCAUCAUGCUGGUGAUUAGUGUUCUCCUUCCCUUUAUUCUUAAGGGCCAGUCGCGUCAGACAGCUGCCGAGACCAAGUCGUCGUCUGUCGCCAGCGAAGCCUUUAGCAGUAUACGCAUGGUUAUGGCUUGCGGUGCCGAGACGCAGACCACCAAGCGCUUUGCCGUCUGGGCCGACGCCGCCCAAAAGCACGGCCAGAGGACUUCUCCCGUCAUGGCUCUGCAGUUUGGCCUCAUCUUCUUUGGCCUGUUUGGAUCCUUUGGGUUGUCCUUUUGGUACGGCACCAAGUCCGUCACGGAGCACCGCGUGGCCAACGUGGGCGAUAUUGUAGUCGUCCUCAUGUCCGUCAUGAUGAUGGUCAUCUCCCUCGAGCGCAUGUCGACCCCCUUGAUCGCCGUCGGGAAAGCCAUGGUGGCCGCGUGCGAGUUCUUUGUCGUCAUUGACGCGCCACGCCCGUACCGUGGCAAGCUCAAGGAUCCCGAGGUCUCUGCGACCGACGACAUCAUCUUCCAAGACGUGGAUUUUGCGUAUCCAAGUCGGCCCCACGUCAAGGUGCUCGACGGACUGAACCUGACCCUCGAAGCCGGAAAACUCACGGCCAUUGUAGGUCCUUCUGGGAGCGGCAAAUCCACCAUUGUCGGACUGAUUGAGCGGUGGUACACCCUCGACGAUCAAUACACCAUUGCCAAAGCUAUAGACACCUCAAAGGAAAAGGCCAAGCAAAAGAAAAAGGCAAAGGGCCAGACUGACGAUGAUGAAGUCAAUGAGGAUGGUAACAAACUGACCAGCGAUGAAGAAUCUGGGCCUCCAGUCGAGCUCAAGGGCUCAAUUUCUACCUCUGGACAGGAGCUCAAAGAUAUCGAGCUCAAGUGGUGGCGAUCGCAAAUUGGUCUCGUUCAACAAGAGCCCUUUCUGUUCAACGAUUCGAUAUACAAGAAUGUGGCAUAUGGCCUGAUUGGGUCCAAGUUUGAAAACGAAAGCGAAGAGCGGAAGAAGGAGCUGGUCAUCGAGGCUUGCAAAGAAGCCUUUGCGGAUGAGUUCAUUGACCGUUUGCCAGAUGGAUACGACACAAUGGUGGGCGAUUCCGGAACAAAGCUCUCGGGUGGCCAGCGUCAACGCAUCAGUAUUGCCCGGGCCGUCAUCAAGAAGCCCAAGAUCUUGAUUCUGGAUGAGGCCACCUCGGCCAUUGACGUUCGGGGUGAACGCAUCGUGCAGGCGGCGCUUGACAAGGUCUCGCAAGGCCGAACGACGGUGACGAUAGCCCAUCGCCUUUCAACCAUCAAAAAGGCAGAUGCCAUCGUGGUACUCCAAAAGGGGCGCGUUGUCGAACGUGGAACUCAUGAAGGUCUACUUCAGAAUGAGAAGGGUGUCUACUAUGGACUUGUACACGCCCAGCAGCUUUCACUCGGCGAGCCCACAGAGGCUGCCGACUCGGAAGCUCCAGAAGAAGAGGAUCUCGGCGCCGUCUUGAGCCGCGAAAAGAGUGCAGCCGUAUCGGAUCACGAUGACGUGCUACAAAAGACUGGCUAUCAGCGCCAGGGACUCAUUAAGAGUUUUGGCCGAUUACUGUACGAGCAAAGGGAUCGCUUCGUAUCCUAUGCCUUGAUCAUCUUCUUCUCCAUGUGCACGGCAGUGUCAUCUCCCCUCCAGGCCUACCUCUUUGCUCAGAUUGUCGUCAUUUUUCAAUACGAUCCGCAGUCCGCGCGGUUCCGGGACGAAGCCAACUUUUGGUCACUCAUGUGGUUCGUCUUGGCUAUUUGCAUUGGCUUCUCCUAUUUUGUCGUAGGUUUCGUCUCCACGCACUUGGCACACUACAUCUCGGCCACGUACAGGAAACAGUAUUUUGAGAAUCUUCUUUAUCAAAAGACGGACUUUUUCGACGACGAGGAUAACUCGACGGGUACCCUCACUGCUCGCGUGGGCGGCGACCCAAAGCAGCUGGAGGAGAUGCUGGGCAUGAACAUGGCCUUGGUAUACAACUCCAUCUUUACCGUCAUUGGCUCCUUGUCCAUUGCCUUUGCCUUUGGCUGGAAGCUGGCGCUUGUGGCUCUAUGUGUCACGAUGCCGCUGGGUCUCUCUGCUGGAUACUUUCGCCUCAAGUAUGAGCUCGAGUUUGAAAAGAUGUACGGUGCCGUGUUUGCCGAGAGCAGCAAGUUUGCCGCCGAGGCCAUCAGUGCCUUUAGAACAGUCUCAUCAAUGACUUUGGAGGACACCAUUGCCGAGAGAUACAACAGACUCCUCAACGGGCACGUGGGCUCUGCCUUCAAAAAGGCUCGGUGGACUACACUAAUCUUUGCCCUGUCCGAUAGCAUCAGUCUCGGAUGCCAAGCCCUCAUCUUCUGGUACGGCGGUCGACUCAUGGCCACGCGUGAGUAUGAUCCCAUGCAAUUUUUCGUGUGCUACAUGGCCGUCAUCCAGGGCGCCGAGUCCGCCGGCCAAGGCUUCAGCUUCGGGCCCAAUGCUGCGCAAGCCUCGGCGGCUGCCAAUCGGAUCUUGAGCGUUCGCGAACUGCGCGGCAACAAGGACGACCCCCAAAGCACGACACCAGCCAGCAUCCCUGACCCCGAGGGUGGCAUCAAGAUCGAGCUCCGUGAUGUUCAUUUCAAAUACCCGACACGCAACGUGUCCAUCUUCAAGGGCCUCAACCUGACUAUCGAAAAGGGCCAGUUUGCGGCCCUGGUGGGCGCCUCAGGCUGCGGCAAGACAUCCAUCGUGUCCCUGCUGGAACGCUUCUACGAACCCAAAAGCGGGCAGAUCCUCGCCAACGGCACCGACGUGAGCCAGCUCAACGUGUACCAGUACCGCCGACACCUCUCGCUCGUGGCGCAAGAGCCCAACAUAUUCCAGGGCACGCUGCGCGAGAACAUCUUGCUGGGCGUGGACAGCGCGAAGAUCACCGACGCCCAACUCCACGCCGCGUGCCGCGACGCCAGCAUCCACGACUUCAUCACGUCGCUGCCCGAGGGCUACGAGACCCAGGUCGGCUCGCGCGGCGUGAGCCUAUCGGGCGGCCAAAAGCAGCGCGUCUCGAUUGCGCGGGCCCUCAUCCGCCAGCCGCACGUCCUGCUGCUCGACGAGGCCACCAGCUCGCUCGACUCGGAGAGCGAGAGGCUGGUGCAGGCGGCGUUUGAGCGCGCUGCUAACGGGCGCACCAUGGUUGUGGUGGCGCAUCGUCUGGCUACCGUCCAGAAUGCCGAUGUUAUCUUUGUUCUCGGCGAGGGCCGUGUCCUGGAAAGGGGAAAUCACCAGGAACUGCUUAGGAAGAAGGGUGUUUACUGGCACAUGUGCCAAAGUCAAGCCCUUGACCGGUAG
This is a messenger RNA of Pestalotiopsis fici W106-1, 4008 nucleotides long. RefSeq lists its product as uncharacterized. Gene Ontology annotation, cellular component: membrane. The coding region runs from base 1 to 4008 and encodes 1335 amino acids. The record is from RefSeq and is a predicted model, not a curated record. The transcript has 7 exons. NCBI's taxonomy places the organism in Eukaryota, Fungi, Ascomycota, Sordariomycetes, Amphisphaeriales, Sporocadaceae. Gene Ontology annotation, molecular function: ATP hydrolysis activity; ATP binding; ABC-type transporter activity. Gene Ontology annotation, biological process: transmembrane transport.